Sclerotinia sclerotiorum 1980 UF-70 is the source of this 441-nucleotide messenger RNA. RefSeq lists its product with no specific name. The transcript is spliced from 3 exons. Bases 1 to 441 code for a protein of 146 amino acids. The record is from RefSeq and is a predicted model, not a curated record. NCBI's taxonomy places the organism in Eukaryota, Fungi, Ascomycota, Leotiomycetes, Helotiales, Sclerotiniaceae.
AUGUGCAUAAAAUCAGUUGUUUUCAGUCUCCUCCCACUUGAAGGUCAUUCCAUUCCCUCUGCAAGUGCAGUAUGGAUCAAUCCUACACCAUUCCUUGACUCUGUACCUCUUAAAGCCACCGGGAAGUGUAUAAAGCGCAUAUUUGACAGUAAAAUUCCUGAUUCAAAGGUAGAGGACAUGACUCCUUGGGACAUGAGCAAGAUCGUGCUCGAAGCCAGAAGCCCUAUGCAUGAAUCUUCAAAAACCAUCUCCAUAUCAACCACGGGUUAUCUCAUAUCCAGCAGUACCUAUCUUAGAACGAAAAUCUACCCUAAAUCCCGACAUCCAACAUUAAGAGCGGAGACAUUAUCUUAUCUCUAUGAGUCCAGUGUAGCAAGUACAAGCUGCAUAUAUAUCUUAGCAAUCACCAAAGCCAAGCGAGCGAAUAUCUCUGAAAUUUGA